Molecule: messenger RNA, 4018 nt
Organism: Diospyros lotus (date-plum)
Lineage: Eukaryota; Viridiplantae; Streptophyta; Magnoliopsida; Ericales; Ebenaceae
Product: receptor-like protein kinase FERONIA
Exons: 6
Coding region: 60-3734 (1224 amino acids)
Biological process (GO): protein phosphorylation
Molecular function (GO): ATP binding; protein kinase activity
Source: RefSeq, a predicted model, not a curated record
UCAAAUUGGUGCUAUCGGACACGUUCUCUUUAACUCAUACACCCUCUCUCCUCUCUUUGAUGAUCAAAGGAAGUACUUUGAUCAUUCCCAACAAGAUGGGUCUUUACCUCUUCUUCCUCCAUCUAACUAUUUUGGUGGCUGUCACUGAGUUUGCUGCUCUGUGCUACCCGAUACAACUAGCAGAUGACAUCUUCGCCGUCGACUGCGGCUCCUCUGGCAACUCAACUGCUCUAGAUGGCCGGCAAUGGACCGGCGACGUUGCUUCCAGAUACAUCAUUUUGCAAGGAUCCAGAGGCAGACGCAAAUUGGUAAGCUCCUCUCCCGUUGGAAAGCACCUAAUUCCUCCUCCUCCUCAUCCUGUCCCCUACAUGACCGCUCAGAUUUCUCGGUCCACAUUCACCUACACUUUCCAUGUCACUCCGGGCCAAAAAUUCAUCCGCCUACAUUUCUACCCAACUGAAUACCCUGGCUUCAAGAGGUCCCAGGCCUUUUUUACUGUAAAAGCGGGUCCCUAUACCCUUCUUAGCAACUUCAGUGCUGCCCUCACCGCUGAUGUUUUGUCCUUACCAUCAUUUGCUAAAGAAUUUUGCGUACAGGUGGAAGAUAGUCAACCAUUAAUCCUAAUUUUCUCUCCAUCUUCAGAGGAAGCAUAUGCUUUUGUCAAUGGGAUUGAGAUUGUCUCGAUCCCAACUGGAUUAUAUCAUUCCCGUGAGGGUGAUGAUCCAGGUGUACUAGUCGUUGGCAAGAAAUUUAGAUACCCGAUCUUCUUGGAUACAAGCGUUGCACUUGAGACAGUGCAUCGGUUAAAUGUUGGCGGAAGCAAAAUUUUACCCAUAGAGGAUACUGGCAUGUUCCGAGAGUGGUUUGAGGACUCCAAUUAUUUCUUAGAAUCAAGGGCCAUGCCAGUUACUACCACAAUUGGGAUCAACUACGCAGUUAUACCCACAUACUCUGCUCCUACGAGAGUCUACCAAACGUCCCGGUCAAUGACUCGGGACAUGCAACCGAAGGAGCGUAUCAGUUUUACGUGGAAGGUACCUGUAGAUCAAGGAUUCAGGUACCUGCUUAGGUUUCAUUUCUGUGAGCUUGAGUACGAGAUUAAAGAUGUUGGCCAAAUGGAGUUCAGCAUAUUCAUUGAUAAUCAGAUUGCUGAGGCUAAUGCUGACCUUAUCAAAUGGGCUGGUGGAAAUGGCAUUGCAGUGUACAGAGACUACAUGGUGAUGAUGGAAGAAGAUCGGACAGCGGGCAAGCGCGAUAUGACAAUAACUCUAAGCCCUCACAAGAGCCACGACAACAUGGGGAACAUGGAACACAGUGGUGAUGCAAUUCUAAAGGGGCUGGAGGUGUUCAAGUUGAGCAACCCUGACAAGAACCUUGCCGGGGUGAACACGGUUCCCAUUGCACAUGCUUUGACAUCUCAUAAUUCAAAGCCUCAGAAGGUAGUGCUUGGUUAUGGCAUUUAUACCAUUGCAAAUAGUCUAAUAAUUUUGCUCAUCACAUUGAAUGUUGUAGUUUAUCCAUUGGCCUAUUUGGGGCAAGAAUCUGGACAAGAAGACAUCCUAUCAUCAUUACCUUCGGAAGGGCCAUAUCGCCGCUUCUCACUUCCUGAGCUCCAAUCAGCAACUAGAAACUUUGAUGACGGAUUGGUCAUUGGAAGUGGUGGAUUUGGUAACGUUUAUAAAGGACUCAUUAAUGGAGGAACAACCACAAUCGCCAUUAAGCGGAUGAAACCAAUGUCUAAGCAAGGCCCAAAUGAGUUUCAGAUGGAGAUUGAGACGAUUUCUAAAUUUCGACACAAGCAUCUUGUCAUCCUUCUGGGCUACUGUGAUGAAUGCAAUGAGAAGAUCCUGGUGUAUGAGCAUAUGGAGCAGGGUGCACUUGCUAAUCAUCUCUACAAAAAGAAUGCUAAAGAUAAUGGUAAUGUUUGUCAUAUGCCGUGGGAGCAAAGGCUCAAGAUUUGCAUUGGUGCUGCCCGUGGGUUGGAUUACCUCCACACUGGUAUUCAGGGUGGUGUCAUACAUAGAGACGUGAAGACCGCUAACAUUUUGUUGAACAAGGACAUGGUGGCUAAGGUUUCAGAUUUUGGAUUAUGUAAAAUGGGCGCCACAAGCCAUUCUGUUUCCCAUGUUAGCACAACUGUUAAAGGCACAUUUGGUUAUUUUGAUCCACAUUAUUUCUUGACCCGCAAACUAACCAAGAAAUCAGAUGUGUAUGCCUUUGGCGUGGUGCUCUUAGAAGUCCUUUGUGGGAGGCCAGCAGUGGAUUUAAGCCUCGAGGAGGAGCAACACAGUCUAACCCUUUGGGCUCAAGGCUGCCUCAAAGAUGGGAAACUUGAUGAAGUUAUUGAUCCCAUUUUGACGGAUCAACUACCAAUUCCAUUAAAAAGCCUUGAGGUGUUCGCAGAAGUUGCUAGGAAAUGUCUGCACAUUCAUCCAAAUAGACGCCCUACAAUGGCUGAUGUUGUGGUGAGCCUUGAGCGUGCAUUGGCAUACUUACAGGAUGAUCGGUGCAAGGAUUCGUCAACAAAGCAGGUUAACGAGGACGUUGUCCCCAGCCCAUCCACUGCAGUGCGGUAUACUGAGAACAUACCCCUAAGCAAGAAGCGGGCACAGGGAAAGCUCACCAAGGUGUUCCACAAGAUCAGUACGGCACUUUUACCCAGAACUGUGGAUUUUGGGUGGAAAAAUAGGGGACAAUUGCGCCACAAAACCACGUUUUGGCACCAUACUGGAAGCUGCUGGACUGAUAAAACAACCAUCUCUGCUGGGAAUAGACAAAGCAUGUCAACAAUUUCUGGCAGUGAGCCAUAUCCCGAUGGGCAGGUCUUAUGCAUCCCCAAUAUAAGGGCCUUCAGUUUUUCAGAGUUGAGGAAGGCUACUGGAAAUUUCACAUUGGAUGGAUUGUUAGGAGAAGGGGCUUUCGGCAAAGUCUACAAGGGUUGGAUUGCAGAGAAGACGCCAUUACAGAACGGUAGUAGUUCACUCAUUGCCGUCAAGGCGUUGGAUUCUCACGGCCCUCAAGGUUUUAAAGAAUGGCAGUGUGAGAUAAACAUCCUAAGUCGUCAGUCCCAUCCUAACAUUGUUAAGUUAUUGGGAUAUUGUUGUGAGGAUAAAAAGCUACUUCUUGUAUAUGAGUUCAUGCAGAAUGGCAGUUUGGAAAACUAUCUUUUUGGAAGGUGGCCUGGUUGUCAGCUACCUCUAUGGGAGAUAAGGCUCAAUAUUUUAAGAGGAGCAGCAAGAGGGCUGGCAUUUUUGCACUCAUUAGAACCACAAAUAAUACAUAGAGAUUUGAAGAGCUCAAAUAUAUUGUUUGAUGCUUCCUACAAUGCCAAGAUCGCGGACUUUGGUGUGGCUAGACUUGGUCCUGCAACUACUGAUGAAACACAUGUGUCAACACGGGUUGUGGGCACACCUGGCUAUGCUGCUCCAGAGUAUAUUGCCACAGGGCAACUACGUGCGGCUAGCGACGUGUAUGCUAUUGGUGUUAUAAUGGCUGAGAUGCUAACAGGCUUGCAAGCAAAUAAAGUUUUCCGUGGGGAGAUUCUGGCUGAUCGGGUCCGGCCAUAUUUCGAUGGGAGAAGAAAGUUUGAAAGUAUUUUGGACGGCCGAAUGAAAGGGAUGUAUCCUGCCAAAGUUGUAUGGAACGUCGCUCAGCUUAGUCUAAAAUGUCUUCAACGUGAACCCAAAAGAAGGCCAUCAAUGCAACAAGUGGUGGAGAUACUGGAGAGCGUUUAAGAUUCAAAAAAUCCAAGAUGAGGCCAUAUUCUACAAGGUGCCUGAACACUGGAGGGCAUUGCUUUGUUGAUUAUGGAAUUUGAUUGGUUAUAUAUGAUGAAGUCUUUUAACAGAUAGGUUACUUUGUUCUAGUUGGUGUUCGAUAUAUGCAUAGACACUCUACUGAGACUGAAUUUUUUUUUAAAAUCUCGUCGUAUUCACACACACAUACAUACGUAUGGAGGUGUAACACAUUUACUGCAAGUGCAUAUCCCCACAAAUGUUAUUGCAGGGGGUGGUUUGUA